GAUCUGGAAGUUGCAACUCUAAAUGUGCUCUUGAAACUGCACCAAAAUUUCUGCAGGUCUUGAAAAAGACUUUGGCAAGUCAAGCCAAACAAGAAAGGACACAAGUGUAUCAACUUCUGAAGUUUUUUGAUACUGCCUUUCUACUUAAAGACUGUGCUUUAUGA
Dentiscutata heterogama is the source of this 164-nucleotide messenger RNA. The record is from the annotation of a GenBank genome assembly. Lineage: Eukaryota; Fungi; Glomeromycota; Glomeromycetes; Diversisporales; Gigasporaceae.